AUGGCUCGCCAAGAGACGUUACGUAGUAGAGGAGAAGAGACUGCGGGAGAGAGAGCAGUCGACGAGCGGUCGCCACUGUUGUCGCGAAAUCGAAGAGAAUCAAGUUCGUCAGAGGUCGAUGAGGCGUACGUUGACGUUGAGCGUACCGCACCCGCUUGUGCCGAUAAUGAUACCGAGACGAAAUCCCAGGGCACGCCGGCCUCGGCUGUCAUCAAGAUCGUAGCGAUCCUGCUGGUUGGGACAUUUACCGCAAACGCCGAUGGCUCUUUGGUUAUGGCCACACAUCCGACGAUUGCUUCAGAAUUCGACGACCUUGAAAAUUCGAGUUGGCUGUUUGUGGCAUUCGCGCUUGCUGGCGCGGCAACACAGACUUUGUAUGGCAAGCUGAGUGACAUCUAUGGCCGCCGUGCCUUGCUAAUGGUGGCAUAUUUGUUGUUUGCCGUUGGAUGUGCCGUGGUUGGUGUUGGUGGUACCAUGUGGCAAGUUGUGGUCGGCCGGGUGGUCUCUGGAUCUGGCGGCUCGUCAUUGAACGUGCUUGGCUUGCUCCUCAUCACAGAUCUUGUGCCUCUGCGCGAUGUUGCUGCCUGGCAAGCCGGACUCAACCUCGCUGCCACGGUUGGCCGUAGUCUCGGUGGUCCUCUCGGGGGUUGGCUUGCAGACACUAUCGGCUGGCGCUGGUCAUUCCUUGGGCAGGCUCCUAUCUUUCUACUCGCCGUCGUGCUUUGCUGGCUCUUCCUUCCGAAGGGAAUGCCUAGCUCCACACAUCAAGUUGAAACGGAAGACUCAAAACCCGAGGAUCCAAAGAAGAGCCCUCUCGCAAGAAUCGACUUCCUGGGGGCCGGGCUGUUGGCCCUCUUUAUCCUCGCGUUUCUGCUCCCUAUAGAAAUCGGCGGAACUAAAGUACCAUGGAACCAUCCCCUCAUCUUCAUCUUCUUUGGUGCUGCAAUUGUCCUUGGUGGCCUUUUCGCAGCGACAGAGCAAUGGUGGGCCAAGGAGCCCAUCUUCCCACUGGAGAUUCUGAAGCAUCGUGACGUCGUACUUACCUACUUCAUCACCGGUGCUCAGGUCGCGGCCCAACUCGGUCUCAUGUUCUCCGUACCUUUGUACUUUCAGGUCACAAAAAGAGUGUCGAACACCGUCGCGGGACUCCAUCUCUUCCCCGCAGUCGCCGGUAAUGCUAUUGGCGGUAUCAUGGCUGGAUAUCUGAUCAAGAAAACGGGUCGCUACAAGUAUCUUCUUGUUCUUGCGACACUUGCGUCAUCACUAUCAUACGUUCUCCUUCUUCUCCGAUGGCAUGGCGACACGAACGUCUGGGAGUCAUUGUACAUCUUGCCUGGAGGACUAGGCGCAGGUCUGGUGCAGUCAGCUGGUUUCAUUGCCGCACAAGCCGGAGUCAACCCGAAGCACAAGGCCGCCAUCACUUCGGGCAUAUUCUUGACUGUCCAGAUCGGCAUGAUCAUCGGGCUUUCUAGCGUCAGCGCUGUUAUGAUGGAAACUAUGAGAUGGAGGCUGGAGGAGCUGUUGAAGGGGAUGGGUCUGGAUGCGCUUGUGCGCAAGACGAUUAUCCAGAAGGCGACCUCGAAUGUCGAUUUCAUUGACCGCACUGACAGCCACAUCGCACAAGCCGUUGUGCAAGCGUCAUUUUAUGACGAUAAUUCACAGACGUGGGUUCGCAUAUCUCUCGAUAUGGCCAACAUGAUUAAGAGAGUUAUGAUGUAUGACGGCGGAGACGUCGAACGCAUCCAGGUCCGCAUUCCCGCACACCCUGACAGCUCUGAUGCAACAAUGCCACUGUCCCGCUUGGAGCUCCCGGAGCCUUGUAUGAACUGCCGCUCUCCAUAUCACUGGACCCAGGAUUGCCAGGAUGCCUGUGGCCACUGCGGCCAGCCCUGGCACGCCUCUUACGACUGCGAGAGCAUACCGCGCAACCGCUGCAAAUGUCGCCCCUACCCGCAACGGCAUCUUGUCAAGAAAUGCGAGGUUUUUUGCACAAAAGAGUGCCCAAAGACUGAGAAGGACGAGCCAGGGAGUGAAUAUCACCGGAAUGCGAUCAUGUGCAAGGCCCGGUGUUGCAUGUGUGGUCUCCUCGGCCAUGCAGGGCGCGACUGUCAUCUGAAGGAAUGUCGCUGCGGUCGCGAUCACUUGACAAUCUCUCACGACCCCGAGAAGAGGAAGUGCGUGGUGGAAGAUUGCCCGCGCUGGUUUUGCACCAAGCAUUGCCAGAAGCCGGAGUGUAGGGUGGAACUGAAGUCGUUGAGAGCAGAGACGUGCCAUUCUUGCGGUGCAGACCAGGAAAAGAUAUUCUCGGACAGAGAUCCUAGCUGGUAG
Molecule: messenger RNA, 2328 nt
Organism: Colletotrichum gloeosporioides
Lineage: Eukaryota; Fungi; Ascomycota; Sordariomycetes; Glomerellales; Glomerellaceae
Product: Multidrug resistance protein fnx1
Exons: 8
Coding region: 1-2328 (775 amino acids)
Biological process (GO): basic amino acid transport; transmembrane transport
Cellular component (GO): fungal-type vacuole membrane
Molecular function (GO): nucleic acid binding; zinc ion binding; basic amino acid transmembrane transporter activity
Source: RefSeq, a predicted model, not a curated record